Messenger RNA from Neomonachus schauinslandi (Hawaiian monk seal), 964 nucleotides. It is a transcript of the gene THAP8, whose product is annotated as THAP domain containing 8. Lineage: Eukaryota; Metazoa; Chordata; Mammalia; Carnivora; Phocidae. The record is from RefSeq and is a predicted model, not a curated record.
CGUGAUGAGGCACAAGGGCCCAUCACGUGAGUCAGGCGGAGAGCGGCGAGGACCAAAGUACGACUGCAGACUGGGCAGGACUCAAUGGGGUCGAACAGCCAUGCACAAGUACUGCCGGGCUCCGAACUGCUCCAACACUUCGGGCCGACUGGGCGCUGACAACCGCCCUGUGAGCUUCUACAACAUGCAGCUUCCUUGCAAGAUGGCUGCCAAGUGCCCCAGCCAUCAUCACCUGGUUCCCACUGAACCUGCUCAGGGUCAUGGGAUCAGGGACUGGCUGCGGCACAUGGGCCAUGAGGACUGGGUGCCCAGCUGCCGCCAGCACCUGUGCAGUGAGCACUUCACACCAUCCUGCUUCCAGUGGCGCCGGGCUGUGCGCUACCUGCGGCCUGAUGCAGUGCUGUCCAUUUUCUCCCCGGCACCCCCUGCUAAGAGGCAGCAGAGUUCCCGGAGCACUGAGAAGCCAGGCGUGCCUCCCUCCCCACCGGAGGCCACGCCCCUAUCCCCAGGGCCAGCUGUGGCCCCUGGCCCCGUGCACCUUGUGGUACUGGGGUCAGCAUCCGGAGGCCCUGAGGCCACGACCGCCGUGUUCCUGACCCCCCUGCCCCCUGCUCCUGCCGGGCCACAGCCUGGAGUCUGGGCCCAGCACCCCCUGGCCAGGCUGGGCACAGUCCUGGGAGCGCUGCAGCGGCGGGUGCGGAGACUGCAGCGGCGCCAGGAGCAGCCCCAGGGGCAGCUGCGGGCUGUGGAACAGCUGGGGCAGCAGGUGUGCAAGGAGGGCCUGCCACCUAGGGGCACCGGGGCCUGCCGUGCCUGCUCCCUGGACCUGAGGAGUCCCAUCAUCUGUGGAGGGCCUGACAUAGCUGUGGUCAUUGCCCAGAGUCCUGCACCUCCCACACUGGAUGCCAAGCCUGAGCUCCUGGACACUGAGACCCCCAGUGCAUAAGGACCAGGACAGAUAAUG